Laetiporus sulphureus 93-53 is the source of this 789-nucleotide messenger RNA. RefSeq names its product rho GDP-dissociation inhibitor. The record is from RefSeq and is a predicted model, not a curated record. Gene Ontology annotation, cellular component: membrane; cytosol; cytoplasm. Gene Ontology annotation, biological process: Rho protein signal transduction. The transcript is spliced from 8 exons. NCBI's taxonomy places the organism in Eukaryota, Fungi, Basidiomycota, Agaricomycetes, Polyporales, Laetiporaceae. Gene Ontology annotation, molecular function: protein binding; Rho GDP-dissociation inhibitor activity. Bases 33 to 644 code for a protein of 203 amino acids.
UCUACAGCUCAUCACCUCCGCCAUCCUUCACCAUGUCUGCGCCGCAAGAGCACGAGGAGGAUGAUUUCGCGCCCACCACUACUCCCGGAUACAAGCCCACCGCUGCUAAGUCCGUCGACGAGUACGCGCAGCUCGACGCGGAGGAUGAGAGCUUGGCGCGAUGGAAGGCCAGUCUCGGGAUCGUGCCGGGCGUGACCACUGGAGAUGCCAGCGGACCCAAGGUAACCGUGUUGACUCUGGAACUGGCCUCACCCACGCUGCCCCCGGGGAAGAAGCUUUCGCUCGACAUUCAAGACCCCGCUCAACUCGCAAAUGUGAAAAAGAACCCGAUUAUCAUCAAGGAGGGUGUGGAGUACAAUGUCCGUAUCACUUUCAAAGUGAACCACUCUAUCAUCUCGGGUGUUCGGUACAUGCAGGUCGUGAAGCGUUCGGGCAUGAAAGUCGAUAAGAUGGAGCAAAUGCUCGGGUCGUAUGGCCCUCAUCCCCAGGGGGAAGCAUACACCAAGAACUUUGACCCAGAAGAGUCCCCUUCCGGCUUGCUUGCACGCUCUGGCACGUACAACGUCCGAAGUCGGGUUGUCGACGAUGAUGGAGAGGUCUACGCGGACUGGGACUGGUCCUUUAAGCUGGGCAAGGAGUGGUGAAGCGUGCUCUUCGUCUGCGGGUUUCACAUGGCGUCUUUCUCUCAUAUUUCCCUCACUACGCAAAUAUUCCUUUCUUUCGCAUUUACUGGAUGUACGGAUGAUCAAAGCAGAAUGUCUCGAAUCAAUUGUGCUGAGCACACAGUCC